AUGGUGACAUUCGAAGCAGGCUAUACCCCUGUGACAGAAGCGGAAAACAAAAAAACCCUCGACAUCUUCAAGAAGCGGAUCGUGUUCGAACAAUGCGUGGUUCGAAGCGAAUGA
This is a messenger RNA of Phytophthora nicotianae INRA-310, 114 nucleotides long. RefSeq lists its product as hypothetical. The transcript has a single exon. The coding region runs from base 1 to 114 and encodes 37 amino acids. Lineage: Eukaryota; Oomycota; Peronosporomycetes; Peronosporales; Peronosporaceae. The record is from RefSeq and is a predicted model, not a curated record.